AUGUUCUCAUUGAUUUAUGCAGGGUGCGGGGAAGGGCGAGGAGGGACCCGCGGGGGCAGAGCCAGUGACGUGCCCACCCGCCGGAGACACUCGGCGCCGCGCUGGUUCCGGCGGCACAAGGCAGCCGGGGGCUCCUCAGGCAGCGCCCGCUCCGCCUCGCGCUCUCCCUCCCUCCGCCCGCCAUCCCGCCUUGUUCUCCGCUGGCCGGGCCGGGGCGGGGCCCCCCUCGCAGCUGCCACCCUGAAGUUUCUGGCCGUGCUCCUGGCCGCAGGGAUGCUCGCUUUCCUUGGUGCAAUCAUCUGCAUCAUCGCGAGCGUCCACCCUGCGGCCAGCCCCGCCGGAGCUCUCCGGGGUGCUGACAAUGACUCCAGCGCCGCCGCCGCCCUGCUGCCGGCCGCCGCCGCCGACAAGGGGCCGGGCGCUCUCCACGGUGCUGGGCAGAGCUUCUCGGGCGGCCCGCAGGACUCCCUGCUGGAGCUGCUCUCCGGCAGCGCCCGGCCCCGCCAGCAGCAGCAGCAGCAGCACCAGCCGCUCUUCAGCCGCUUCCUCUGCACGCCGCUGCCGGCCGAGUGCCCCUCCGACAGCCCCGCGCCGGGGGACGGCCCCGCGCCCGCCGAGGACCUCUUCUUCCUGCACGCCGCGGCCGAGCAGCUGAGGCAGACGGCGCUGCAGCAGAGGGACCAGAUCCUGAGCGACCAGGAGACCAUCCGCGAGCUGACGGGCAAGCUGAGCCAGUGCGAGAACGGGCUGGAGCUGAGCUUCCAGGACAGCGCCGCUCUCUGGGGCGGGCCCCGCAAAGACACCAUGGGCGACCUGCCCUGGGACUCGCCUGCCAUGGUCCAGGAGCUGGAGGAUGCUGUCCGGUCGCUGAAAGACAGGAUCGACAAGAUAGAGCAGGAGCUCCCAGCACGAGCCAACAUCUCCACCUCCUCCUCCCCUGUGCUGACCCGAGAUGUGCUCCACACCAAGAUGGAGGAGCUAGAGGAGCAGCUCCUCUCCAAGAUACUGUCUCUGGAGAAAGAACGCUCCUCCGUUACCAACAACAAUGACCAGCAGCAAGAAGAGGUGGAGAAGGAGCUGAGCGUUCUCCAGAGCCGGGUUUCUGAGUUGGAACAGGAGCACCCAGGGGCACAAGACUUUAACCCUCCAGAUGCCUACAAGGUGACCAUCCCCGUACGGACCAACUACAUGUACGCGCGCAUGAAGAAGAGCCUGCCGGAGCUUUUCGCCUUCACAGUCUGCAUGUGGCUGAAGUCCAAGGCCUCCUCAGGGCUGGGCACUCCUUUCUCCUAUUCUGCCCCCGGGCAAGCCAACGAGAUUGUGCUGAUGGAGUGGGGACACAGCCCCAUGGAGCUGCUCAUCAACGACAAGGUUGCCCAGCUGCCCCUGAAUCUGAAAGAUGGGACAUGGCACCACAUCUGCAUCGCUUGGACCACCCGGGAUGGCGUAUGGUGGGCAUAUGAGGACGGUGAGCAGCGUGGGUCCAGUGAGAACCUGGCUGCCUGGCAUCCCAUCAAACCUCACGGGGUGAUAAUCCUGGGCCAGGAGCAGGAUACGCUGGGAGGGCGAUUUGAUGCGACCCAGGCCUUCGUCGGCGAGAUAGCUCAGUUCAACAUAUGGGACCAUAUCCUGACACCCACCGAGAUCCUGGGCCUGGCCAACUGCACCUCUCACCUGAAAGGCAACGUGAUCCAGUGGGACGACGAACUAGUGGAGGUCCUUGGAGGCGCCACCAAGUGGAGCUUUGAGAUGUGUGAGGAGAGGAUGAAGGCAUGAGAAGCCCCCCCACCCACCCAUGGAAAGGAGCAUGACAGCAACUUCCCCUGCCUCCAUGCCACCUAAGGAAUGAGGCGUCAGGGAUCCCCUUUUUCCCAAAUAGAAACAUCUUGAGUUCUGAAUCCACUCGGGGAGGGAGGUGGGAGGGGCAAGAAAACCAUCUGAACUCAAAGAAAUUUGACGCUGUUUGUUUUAUUGUGCCAGUUAAGGCCUAUUUGACCCAUAACAAGUGAGUGGCAAGGUCCUCCACCAACCAUCCAUACAAUGGCACCACCAGGGGGCCGCUCUGGAUAGGGGAGCCAUAGGUACACUGGGAACUCCUGAGCCAACAUUUCUCCUCUCCUCACAUCCUGUUGCUAGCUUCGCCAGUCUGGCACGGGUACUGGGUGGAACUGCAAAGGCCGUAGAGCCUAGCUUGGGGGGCACUGGUCCUGGGGAAACCAUUGGCUGACUGGGAAUACCCAAGCUAAUAUUUCUCUGGUCACUCUAUGUUCCACUGGGAGUGUCACAGUGAUAAACCCUCCUCCAAAUAUUAGCUCCAUGGUCCUGCCAGCUGGGAUUCCCCUUGGAUUCCCCCCCGUCUCCUAUAGCUACCAACACCUGAGUUCCACAGAGGACUUAACAGGUUUUGUUCAUUUCCUCUUGCCACAAGUGGGCCAAACUCAUCCUGGGUAGAACUUAAUGCUUUAAGGCUGAGUUUCUCACAGCUGCCUAGGGGCAUUUGUAUGCUCAAAUCCAGUGGUUCUCAAACUUUUGUACUGGGGACCCCUUUCAUACAGCAAGCCUCUGAGUGCGACCCCUCAUAAAUUAAAAACACUUUUUUAUAUAUUUAACAUCAUUAUAAAUGCUGGAGGCAAAGCAGGGUUUAGGGUGGAGGCUGACAACUCGCAGCCCCCCCUGUAAUAACCUCACGACCCCCUGAGGGGUCCCGACCCCCAGUUUGAAAACCCCUGCUCAAAUCCCAUUUAGUUUGAGUUUUGACAUCCUGUAGACAGAUUUGAGAAACUCAGACUUAAUAUUCACUCAUAAAAAAGUCUUGUAGCCUCUGAACGAUGGGGGACAAGAACAAGCCCCUGAUCCAUUCUCAAAAGCUGUCCCAUUUCUGUUUCCUUUCUUAAAAUAGGAUUGUUCAUUCCCUCCACUCCUCUCAUGUCCCCUUUAAAUCACCUGAAAGGGAGACUGUCAACGGAAAACUCACAGGGCCAGAUUCAUUCCAUUGUCCCAGGCCCUGGUGGAGAGCUCACAGUGGGAAGAAGUCAGCCUAAAAUAGGGGGGAGGGUGAUGCAAGGAACUCCCUACCUGGGAUCAAUCCAGUCUCAGAAGUGAAUGGUGCUGUGUAGGGGAAGGGUGAAAGCAGGACUGGGUAACAGCUGGUGCAGCCUCAGUGUGCUGGAGCUGCCGGCAGACUGCAUGGAACCCAGACCCACACCCCGCCGUGGAGCACGCAGUGGGGGCACUAAUUGCCUUCUCCUGGAGGUGCACUCUCCCUUCAGCCUCAUACAAUUUGCAACUGCCUGCAGAAGCAGGGGGUAAAACUGUCCCAUAGACUUAAAACAAAAGCCCUUACUGUUACGCCUGCUAGCCCCUCCUAGUACUGAAGCCUACAGAGUUAGAACAUGCGAAGGGCUUGCAUACCCCAGAAAGGUUUGCUGGUUUAACUGUACCAGUAUAGUUAAAGUAGCAAACAAAACAAACUAACCCCGACUGUAGUGUGGAUGCAGUUAUACUGGUAUCAAAAUACUUAUACUGGUUUGGCUUAUUCUGGUUCAGGAAGCAGAAUAGGCUAUGCUUGUAUAAGGCACUUUAUACUGGUACAAGUAUAACUAUUUUGGUUAAAAAAAAUCACACACAUCCCCAUGCAACAUUGUUAUCCUGUAAAACAUUUAAAUGUAGACCAGGCCUUUGACUGGGAUUUGCAAAGGAGCCUAAGGGAGCCAGGCACUCAGCUCUCAUUGAAAUUCAAUAGGAUUUGGGCACAUAACUCCUUUAGGCUCUUCUGCAAAUCCCAGCCUGAUUGCCUUAUUCGUACUGAUGCAAUUUGUUUGCUUUUUGCAUGUCACUGAGCUGGGACCACAAAACAAGCCUAGUCAGUUUCACUUUCUGCUUUAGUUAGUUUCACUUCCUAAUUCCCAUACCCUAGCCUGAUGCUGUUGUGUUUGGAUUUCCAAUAGGCCAAUCCUCCUUGAAAAGCAUUGUUUUUUCCCCCAAUGCCCUGACAUUUGUCAUAGUAGAUUUUGUUAGGCCAUGCUUUUACCACACUUAAAUGCAGGGCCUAAAGCUACUUGACAGCAUUGCCUUCAACCUAUUACUGUCCCUACCCAUCAACCCCCUCCAAUCCCAGUCAAUCAAAUAUGUCUUACAUCCUCUCGGAAAGCAGGUAGUUACAGCCAAUAGGAUGGGUGGCAAAGCUAAUGCCAACUUUACUGAUACUUUUUUUAUGUAUAGCUAUAUUUAUAUAAUAUGACUCAAACUCUCAUCAGCAAGCCCUUUUUAUUGCUAAGAAUACAGUAAAUGCAAACACACACCCACACACAUUUAUAUUAUAUAGGGUGUGGUGAUAGCCACAUGAAAGAUGCAUUUAUCAGGCACUGUUGGCUUCCUCCCCUGCACUCUGCCCCAUAAGCCAUCUCCAUUAGAAAUACUUCUAACAUUCCAAACCUCUGAAGUGAUUUAAACAGCUGCCUUUAAAAACCAGCCAACCUGCCAAGAAAUGUUCCCUAAGUCUCCCUGCUCUAGAAUGUGCCCCUCACCAAAAUUACAAAGCUGGAGGCUCAGGAUGCCCACCCAUGGACAAAGGCCAAUAUCUUGGAACACACCAAAGUUAAAAUCAGAUGCUUUUACCACUGACAAGGAGUUUUUGUUUCCAGGUCUAAUAGAUCAGGAGGUAGCUUGACCUCAAAAUCAUGAUGUGACGGUGGAUUAGAAAGGUCUUUUAGAGGUUUUAAAAAAGCACAAGUUGACCUUUCCCAUUGGGCGGUAAAAAAGUAGAUGGAAACAGCAUAGGAGCUUUCUCUGCACUGGGGGAGAGGGACAGGGGAGCUGGGAGGCCGCACCGUUUGCUCAAGGCAGGGAGAGAAAGGGGAGUGCUCCCUCUGCUUUUAGCAGGGGGGAUGGAACUAUGCGCUGUCCUUUACUUUCACCCUGCCUUUGAGACAUGUACAGUUAGACUCCUGGUAUGCAGGGAAGAGGGAUACAAGGUAGUUCCAAUAAUGUUGUUAAAACCUCUCCGCCAUUUCUUAAAGCAUUUUUCUGUGGCCUAAACAGACUCUCGGAUGAGGUGGGGUGAUCUGAGUGUUCUAUUGGUACUGAAUUAGGAUGACCUGAAUAACUCGCUCAGAGCCGUGCCACCCAGGAAUAAUAUGGUCAUCCCAUGCUGAUCAAGCCUCUCUACCACACAAGCAUGCGUUCUCUUUCUAUGCUAUAUAUUUCAUCUACUGUGUGUAUGGAGAGAUUGAGCCAGAUUCAACUCUGGCUUAUGUUAAAGCAGCUCCACUGUAGUCAACUGAGUUUCAUUUGCACCAGGUCGAAAUCUGAUUGGCUGUAGCAUAGAAACUGGUGUGUUCUCUCUGAGCUAAUCAGAAUGCAGCUUUUCAAAGCCGGGAUUGCCACUGGGUGUUCCUUUGCUCAGCCUUCUUUCCCCACCCCUCAGCCAUGCAGGGAUUUAGGGUGGGCAUGUCCCACUUGCAGCCAGGACUGGGAAGCAUGCAGACAAAAAGCAAACAAUGAUCACAAAUCUUUCCCCCUAAAACAAGUUCAGGGCCUGAUUCUUCUCUCUCUGGCACCAGCCUGAUGUAAUUCCACUGACUUGACUGAAGUUGCUUUAGAUUGUCACUGGUAUAGUGAGAGAUGAAUUAGACCCUUUGGGGUUUGAAGGCUUCUUCUUGUAUUUUAUCUGACCUGAACACUUAGAUGCUGAGUCAGUAACCAGCUGUUCCCCUCUCUGCUGCUGGAAAGGCCUCAGUUACAGCCCUCGGUGGGAAAAAGCGAAGCAAGCCAUUACACCCUGGCCUCAGGGUUGCAACUGGAGUCUCUUCUGAAAUAGAGCCAAUAUGGUUCCUCUUUCCAUUUGGCCAACAACCUGCAUUUCCCCUCUUCACUGACUCCCCUUAGUAGGCUGGGGGCAGAGGGUAUUUUCCUUGGUGGGAGUGCUCAUGGUUGGCUGUUGCACCGGCUUUGCUAGACUCUGUGCUGCCCUCUGGUGGAGGAUCUUUGGGGCAGAAAAGGUUUGCAUAUCAAGGUCAAAGGCAGUUGGGAGUAGGGCAAGGGCUAGCAUGGCUGUGUUAGCGAGGGCACUGCUUUCCCGUGCUGCCUACCAAGUGGUGGGUGCCACCUCUGUAGUGAACAAACCAAAGGAAAGGGGGAAGAGGUGCUCCCUUGGGCAUGUUUCCCAGAUCAUGGUCAACAGCUGGUGGGGAGAUGACAUUAGAGAGCAAGAAGGAGAGUAGGUGGAAUCCAAGAUGAAUUCCCUGGGGCCAGAGUACAGAAAUGAAGGGAAAACAAUAGCCCAAGGGAUAGAUAGUCCAGUCCUGAGUAGUCAUACCUGCUCCAUAGCCCCUUUACCUGCUAAUCACAUGUGGAGGUAGCCUGCCUGUGCUUCUUAGCUGCUCAGCAUACCACAGCAGGUGUGGGGGGAAAGAGGAGUUGAUGAUGGACUUUCACCAGAGCACAGGGAAAGAGCCAGCACCCUUAGAGGGGAAGAGGCUUGGGGGUGGGGGUGGGGUGGAAAGCUGCUGAACUUGAAGCUGCGGGUGGGAGAGUUCAUUUUCCUUUGGAGUGCCUGAUCACUCAGUGUUUCCAAGGUGCGUGAAGCCACUGAUGUCUGCAUACAUGAUUGUGGGGGGGGGAGGUGGUAUUUUGGGGUUUUGUGAUUGCUUCUGUCGUGUUUUGCUUCCCCCUCCUCAAAACCUUCCACUUUCCGUGUCUGGUGGUUGCACCUGCUGGAUCUUUUCCCUGUUCUUGCUCAACUACACAGCAUGGGGAAGUGGGGGUGCAGGGGAGACAGACAAAUGCAUUGUUGUUUCCUGGAUUAUUCUAGUAUCUGUUCUUACUGGAUCCCCUGCCUCUCCUCUAGCUGCCCUAUGCUCACACUAAGAUGCAGCUAACCCCUGAUGGAGGGAGGGAUGUAUUGGGGGGGAGGGUCUCAAACACAAUCAUGUUCAAAUUGUAAAACACUGUGAUCUUCGUGCACCAUGACUGAGGGGGAAAAAACAACUACGCCAAGCCGUACGCGCUCGCUCUCUCUUUUGUACAUCCGUGACAUGAGAUUCCACGUGUGUGCGUGUGUAUAUGUAUCAUAUAUAUUUUUCUUUUGUAAAGCUGAUUGUGAACAAU
This is a messenger RNA of Mauremys mutica (yellowpond turtle), 7107 nucleotides long. It is a transcript of the gene NPTXR, whose product is annotated as neuronal pentraxin receptor. The transcript is spliced from 6 exons. NCBI's taxonomy places the organism in Eukaryota, Metazoa, Chordata, Testudines, Geoemydidae. The record is from RefSeq and is a predicted model, not a curated record. The coding region runs from base 1 to 1776 and encodes 591 amino acids.